UCUGUAACAGGGAUGUCGGUUCACGUCUGUCUGUCUUGCAGCUUGUGGUGUUUCGGCUUUCGGCCUUUUUUGGACGCCUUCAGGACUUUCUUUGUGGUCGCCAGAGACUCGGAGUCAGGUCCUCCUAGAAGGGAAGUGUCCGGACAUCACAGCUCGUCCUCGUCACUUUCAAGUUUCAUGUACGUCUGGACGGAAGGGCUCGAGACAAUGACGAUAAUGUUCAGCGUGCGGUACACUAGAGCCGGGAUCAUCGUGGCAUCGAUCUCGAGGAUGAACAUAUUUGAGCACCCUCAAGGCUUGAAGCUGAAGCUCUGGAGCAGUUGCAGCACCCUCUCCCACCCAGUUGGCAGUGAAUAAGGUACAGCUGUACUAAUAAGGGAUGCAGCCCCGUUGUGAAAGUAUGACGGGGGUACCAGCCAGUAGUCGAAGCAGGGCUGUCACCACCCUCAGCUUAUCCCAGGUGGAUGGUUAAACUUGGUCUUGGGGCGGCGAUCGCCUCAAUGAGUCGGUCAAUACCGGCCCCGCGAUUUGGGAGCCCCAGUACCUCCUAGGGGCAUCCAAACUACUCAGGAUCCAACAUGCAUAUGCACUCAAAUCUGCUGUGCAUUUGAAACUGAACAUCGGUGUCAUUAUUACACGGCCGUGUCAAUCCACUGCUUCCUAGAU
Suillus paluster is the source of this 666-nucleotide messenger RNA. RefSeq lists its product as uncharacterized. The record is from RefSeq and is a predicted model, not a curated record. The annotation marks the transcript as partial. The transcript has 3 exons. Lineage: Eukaryota; Fungi; Basidiomycota; Agaricomycetes; Boletales; Suillaceae.